This is a messenger RNA of Ictidomys tridecemlineatus (thirteen-lined ground squirrel), 1325 nucleotides long. RefSeq names its product chromosome 1 C5orf46 homolog (gene C1H5orf46). The record is from RefSeq and is a predicted model, not a curated record. Lineage: Eukaryota; Metazoa; Chordata; Mammalia; Rodentia; Sciuridae.
UUAUGUGCCCUAUAAAUGAAGCAAAGCUUCAGGUGCAUCUGAGCAAUUUAUCUGCAUCAAUCCCCAGUAUUACAAGAAUGGCUGUCUCAGUCCUUCGGCUGACAAUUUUUCUGGGAAUCCUUGUCUUAAUCCUGACCUGCCACGCUGCAGAUGACAAAGCAGAAGAAAACUCUGAGAGCAAGCCAGAGGAUUCAGGCAAGAAUCCAGAGCCAGAUUUCCCCAAAUUUCUGAACCAAUUGGGCACAGAGAUCAUUGAGAAUGCAUUCGAGUUCAUCCUCCGUUCCAUGAUGGCCCGGGGAACUGGAUUCUUUGAACUUGGUGAAAACCCAGGAGAACAGCCACCAAAGUGAACUCUCAGGACACACCUAUCUGGCUCCUGGACAAUCUAAGGGCAGCCAAAUCCUGCUUUUCCAGUUCUGCUUCAUAAGUCCUCCAAGGCAGCUUCCAGCAAGUUCCCAGGAUUCAGGCCCGAGUUUCAACCAAACAUUAAAAUCUGAACACUUUGAUUUCACAUUUUCGCUUCUAGAAAAAUCAGAAUAAAUGUGUCCCCUUUGGAGUCACAUACCUUAGCUCACAGGGAAGAAUUUUAUUUAUUGAAAUAAUAUUUCCUGGACAUGUUUAAAGUUUUUAAUGAUGCAAAAAAUAUGGAAUAUAUGUAUGUACAUAAUAUGGGAAAUGUAUAUUUAUAUUCCAUACUUCAUUAGCCAGUAUAAUCAAAGAAUGGGUUGCAGUGAGAAAACUAAAACCCAAAUAAAUUAGCAAGUUCAAGGUCAUAGAGGCAGGAAGUGACAGAAAGAGGAGUUGAAACUCACUUCAAAUAAUAAGCUCUUAAAGCCUGAAAAUAUAUGAAGUUUUUAAAGUUUUACACUUCUAAUUUGGAAAGUCUUCCAAAAAUAUUUGAGCCCACUUUCCUGUGCCAGUAAACAAAAAAAUGACCUGUUUGUCAUUUAAUUCUGAAAGCAACUCAAUUGUAUUUUCAAUAAAUCUUUAGUUUGCCUUUCUGUUUUCACUUGGCCACAGUAGGUUUGCAUGUAGCACAAUGAACCUUUAAUAACAAUGAUGGGUAAAACAAGAAUAAUUGCAUACUAAAUAUUGAAAAAUUUUUGUUAUAUUUAACAAUAAAUUCAAAUAACCCACACAUUGCACUUUUUAGGAAUUUCGCCAAUUUCAAAUGUCAUAACAAUCAAAUUACCUCAGAUAUCUAUUAUAUUCAGCAUCUGACAUAUGGGCUGCUAUUCCCCAACAAAUGUGGUUCCAAAAUCUGUUUUAAGAUCUUUAUUUACAAAUGUGUACCUGGAUAAUAAAUUGGACAUGCUACAACUACA